Molecule: messenger RNA, 540 nt
Organism: Laccaria bicolor S238N-H82
Lineage: Eukaryota; Fungi; Basidiomycota; Agaricomycetes; Agaricales; Hydnangiaceae
Exons: 7
Coding region: 1-540 (179 amino acids)
Source: RefSeq, a predicted model, not a curated record
AUGCAGCUGCAAAACAGUCUGGUCUUUGGACCAGUCUUGGUCCAAACUGGUUACAACCAGUUCAAGACCGGUUUUUCAACUAAAUAUGCGAUAGAAUUUGCAAUUAUGAGUCGUUUUUGGCCUAAAAAUAUGAUCUUAGCGAACCGAUCUAAUACCAACGCAAAGCGUCUACUAGCAGUGGGUUUUCCGCUUCUUCCACCAAGGUCUCUCAGUGGGCCUACCCACGUCCAGUUAAGGCUGCAAAGCGUAAUUGCAUUGAUCCUCUACUCAGGUUUCGAUGUAGUUGCAACUACAACAACAAGUAUAUUAGGGUUUACCAGCCAGGCUCAAACAAUUUCCUUGGAUACAUCAAGAACUCGUUUCCCGCUGAUGGGAGUCAAGAUUACUCAAGCAGGACCAUUAGAUAUGCUUUCAGUCUCGAACGCCGUGAUGCAAAUAUUGUUUGAUUCUCCCCGCACUGGUUCAAGCACUGUUGAAAUCACCAUCAACGCAAGUGCCUGCACACCGACAUCCACACUGCCUAAUGAAUUUAUGAAAUGA